GAGUUUAAGACUUACGAUAACUUUGUUUCAUUAGCUGCUGAAUGUGUGUGGCAGAUAAGAGAUAAAGACAGAAGAGGCAAAGUAUGGAACGAACAGAUAAAACCAACUGCUUCAGAUUUAAAGAAAGCCAUUGAUGCUUUAGUUAUUUUAGCUGGUAAUGUUUCAAUGUAUAACGCAAAAAUGAAUCCGCAAUGUUCAAAAUGUAAAGCAGCAAUGAGGAAAUAUAACUAUUCAGUAAAAGAGAUAGAACGUAUGAGAAACGAUUACGCAGACUUAAAGAAAGAAGCAGAAAAGCCAGCAGAAGAUAAAAUGGACAUGUUGACAUUUCUUAAUAAAAACUAUCCCACAGCUGAUGAUUUCCUUUUAUCUGAUGUCAAGAAGAAGUAUAAAGAAACUUUCGGCAUUGUUAAAAUUUUUGAUAUAUUAACUGAAGAAAUAGAAGCUACGAAAUUGUUUAGAAUCUCACGAAUUCAUAACGUUUACCAUGUAAAACGGUUAUAA
Molecule: messenger RNA, 501 nt
Organism: Trichomonas vaginalis G3
Lineage: Eukaryota; Parabasalia; Trichomonadida; Trichomonadidae
Product: organellar and viral DNA polymerase type B
Exons: 1
Source: RefSeq, a predicted model, not a curated record